Molecule: messenger RNA, 1008 nt
Organism: Chelonoidis abingdonii (Abingdon island giant tortoise)
Lineage: Eukaryota; Metazoa; Chordata; Testudines; Testudinidae
Gene: HOXA1
Product: homeobox A1
Biological process (GO): regulation of transcription by RNA polymerase II
Cellular component (GO): nucleus
Molecular function (GO): DNA-binding transcription factor activity, RNA polymerase II-specific; RNA polymerase II cis-regulatory region sequence-specific DNA binding
Source: RefSeq, a predicted model, not a curated record
AUGGACACGGCGAGGAUGAGUUCCUUCCUCGAUUACCCCAUCCUCAGCGCAGAGUCCGGGGCAUGCUCUUCCCGAGCCCAUCCUCCCCCAGAUCAUGGGAUUACAACUUUCCAGUCCUGUGCGGUCACUGCCAGUAACUGCAACGGAGAUGAUCGCUUUAUGGUUGGCAGAGGGGUCCAGAUAAGUCCCCAUCACCACCACCAUCACCAUCACCACCACCAGACCGGUGCCUACCAGCAUCACAACAACAACCUGGGCAUGUCCUACUCGCACUCUAGCUGUAGCCCGGGAUAUGGCACCCAGAACUUCAGCGCGGGUUACAGUCACUACGCACUAAAUCAGGAAGCAGAUGUAAGUGGAGGGUAUCCCCCAUGCACCCCGGCCGUUUACUCUGGAACUAUCUCAUCUUCCAUGGUCCAGCAUCAUCACCCCCACCAAGGUUAUGCUGGGGGCACGGUGGGUCCCGCUCAGUACAUUCACCCCCCAUACGGACAAGAGCAGCAGAAUCUGACUCUAGCGAGUUAUAGUAAUUCCUUAUCCCCUCUCCAUGCCAGCCACCAAGAAGCUUGUCGCUCUCCUUCUGCAGAGACCUCGCCUCCAGCACAAACCUUUGACUGGAUGAAAGUUAAAAGAAAUCCGCCUAAAACAGGGAAAGCUGGAGAGUACGGAUACGUAGGUCAGCCCAACACCGGGGUUAGAACCAAUUUUACCACUAAGCAGCUCACAGAACUGGAGAAAGAAUUCCAUUUCAACAAGUACUUGACAAGGGCCAGAAGGGUGGAGAUAGCUGCUUCACUGCAACUUAAUGAAACACAGGUGAAGAUCUGGUUCCAGAACCGUAGGAUGAAGCAGAAGAAAAGAGAGAAGGAGGGGUUGCUACCCAUUUCCCCUGCUACCCCGACAGGAAGUGAAGAAAAAACAGAGGAAUCAUCAGAAAAGUCCAGUUCAUCCCCAUGUACCCCUUCACCAGCUUCAUCUACCUCAGACACUCUAACUACCUCAAACUGA